Messenger RNA from Oenanthe melanoleuca, 3337 nucleotides. RefSeq names its product ADP ribosylation factor like GTPase 4C (gene ARL4C). The transcript is spliced from 2 exons. Gene Ontology annotation, biological process: endocytic recycling; intracellular protein transport. Gene Ontology annotation, molecular function: GTPase activity; GTP binding. Bases 232 to 894 code for a protein of 220 amino acids. The record is from RefSeq and is a predicted model, not a curated record. Gene Ontology annotation, cellular component: cytoplasm. NCBI's taxonomy places the organism in Eukaryota, Metazoa, Chordata, Aves, Passeriformes, Muscicapidae.
CUCCUCCUCCUCCUGCCGGGCGGGGCGGGGGUCGGCAGUCCCGGCGCGCUGCCGCCGCGUGGAGCCGCGCUGCGUGUUCCCGAUCCCGCAUCCCGAUCCCAUAUCCCGAUCCCAUAUCCCGGUCCCACACCCCGGUCCCGGCUCCCUCCGCCGCCCCGAGCCGUGCCCCCGCUGCGGGCCGGCGGCGCGGGGAUGGGCGCGGGGCUGUGAGCGCGGCCGUGAGCCGUGGCCAUGGGGAACAUCUCCUCCAACAUCUCCGCCUUCCAGUCCCUGCACAUCGUCAUGCUGGGCCUGGAUUCGGCGGGCAAGACCACGGUGCUCUACCGCCUCAAGUUCAACGAGUUCGUCAACACCGUGCCCACCAUCGGCUUCAACACCGAGAAGAUCCGGCUCAGCAACGGGACGGCCAAGGGCAUCAGCUGCCACUUCUGGGACGUGGGCGGCCAGGAGAAGCUGCGCCCGCUCUGGAAGUCCUACAGCCGCUGCACCGAUGGCAUCAUCUACGUGGUGGACUCAGUGGACGUGGACCGGCUGGAGGAAGCCAAAACGGAGCUGCACAAGGUGACCAAGUUCGCGGAGAACCAGGGCACCCCGCUGCUGGUCAUCGCCAACAAGCAGGACCUGCCCAAAUCGCUGCCGGUGGCCGAGAUCGAGAAGCAGCUGGCCCUCCACGAGCUGACCCCUUCCACCACCUACCACAUCCAGCCCGCCUGCGCCAUCAUCGGCGAGGGGCUGACGGAGGGCAUGGACAAGCUCUACGAGAUGAUCCUCAAGCGCAGGAAGUCCCUCAAGCAGAAGAAGAAGCGGACAGACAAUAGUGGUGAUAACAAAGCGGCUCCCGCCAGCCGAGCCCAGAUCCCGGAGCUCCCCUCUCCCACCGCCCCGUGCUCCUGAGGGUCUGAUCCGGACUCCUUUGGGCUGGAAACAUGGAAAAACGGGAUGAAUCCCCCCUCUCCAUCCUCCGGGACCGCCGAGCCUUUGUGUGCCGGGGAACCAGCAGGGCAGGACCUUGUUGGAGUGCGUUCGAGCGGAGCCCGGCGUGCUUUUGGAUCUUUAACGUGGGCAUUGGGGGGGCACCUGGGGUGUGGACGCCAGCCCCCCACAUGCAUUUUGGGGCGGGGGGGCCGAUGCUGCGGAGGGUGGGGAUGCACCGUGGCUCGGCAAGGUCAGCGGGGAGGGGGCUUGCAGCCCUUGUCCCUGCAUCCCCGCAUCCCUGGAUCCCUCCCCCGCGGGCGGCGGUGGGAAGGGGUGUUGCAAGCUUGGAGGGAGAGGGGGGGUUGGACCAGCAGAAAAUGUAUUAGAGGGGUGAGUGUGAUGGGUAAGGGGACAUCCACCCACCCUGGCUGGUGUUUUAGGGUGCAGAGCAAGGACGGGCAGCCUUUGGGUUGGGGGGGAGGAUGCGACACUGGGGUGCUGAGCAGCUGCUGAGUGGUGCAGAGCUUCAAGCUCUUGGCUCAAAAAAAAGGGUGAAAAAAAGGAAAAAAAAAAAAGCACCCAAGAGUUUGGGGUGAACACUGCUGGGAGCGUUGGGGUGGUUGUGCAGGACCCCCGUUUCUCAAAGGCUCGGUGGUGUCACCUCCUGCAGCAAAGCCCCCGCAGGUGUGCAUUGGCUCCGUGCACAGGGCGCUCCCAGGUGCGGCUUUGGAGGUGAUCCGAACUAGGGGUCGCUUAGUAAAACCCCCCAAAAAGGCAGAGUUUGGGGUUCUGGCCACUGUGCUGCUCUGCAGUGGGGCAGGAGGCCAAGUUGGGGGGGGGGUUAUGGCAGGGCAGGACGGAUGGAUGGAUGGAUGGACAGAGAGACGUGGCCAGAGCCUGCAAAAAAAUCUCUGCUGGAAAGGGAAGAUGGCAGAGGGUGAAGAGGCAUGCUGGGGUUGUGGUAGUUUUUUAAUAAAGAUGAAAACCUGAUUAAAAGCCCCUCACUUCCCCCAGUAGCCACCUGGGCAAGCUCUGCCUGCAGAGCAGGGUCGGGCCUGGCCACCUCCUCCUGCAGGGGAACAUUUUGGUACCUGCAUGGGGCUGGAGACCAGAACCCGCUUGCUGUCCGUGUUUCAGCCUGGGAUCCUGCUCUCCGGGGUCCUGGCUUCCCACAGAGCUGAGGCAGGCGGCCCUCCGGGGCCAAAUAUCCUGAAUUUGGAGGCAGGCAGGCAGGCAGGAUUUUUUGGUGAUUUUACACCAGCUUUUCCAUUUGCCAACCCCUUCCCAGAGCAGCCAAGGGGAAAGCACCAAGCAGACAAAAGCAAAAUGCCCUUCGGGUUUUGGGGAGUUGAUCCUCCCCUUGCAGUGACGAGCACCUUCCACACAGCAUUUUUGGGGGGCGGGGGGGUGGGGCGGGUUUGUUAGGGGAACAAACAAAUGUUGCAGCCGAGUUGUGUUUCUUCUCUUGUGGGGUUUGAGUUCCCGAUUUGUGUGGGCUGGUCCCAUCCGUUCAGGUGGCUCUUCCCGCUUCCUCGGGUUUCCCUGCUUUGUCUUCACCUCCAACACUUUGGUACUUGCAGUCAAAAGAGAGAGAGAGAGAGAGAGAGAGAAAAGAAUUAUUUAUUUUUGAUGCCACAGAAGCCACAUGUAUUAACCCUUUUUUGGGAGAGCGACCUGUUUGAAAUGUCAAAGCUGUGCUGACCCCAGCAGCUCCAGAGGGAUCAGGUUCUAGGAGUGACACGUGCAGGCUGUUAGUGGUGGGUUUUUUUCCCCUCCUGGCUGGUCUCUGUUCAGCAAAUGCUGAAGGAAAGGCUGUUUUUGCAGAGCUGGGUCCUUGCUGGGAGCUGGUUCCACCCGGCUGAGCAGCCCCUUGGAGAGAUGGCAGAGCGCUGGAAGGUUUGGCUGAGCCGGGUGGGACGCUGAGCCGUGCCCUUGCCAGCCACUCUGCUUUCUGCAAUAAUUAAAAAGACUUUUCCAACGAGUAGCUCCUGGCUUCCGUGGUGUUUCUGUAACCUUCCUCCACCACCCCGUUUCCCCCCCGUGUGAAGACGAGCGUCGCCCUCGGUGGGCUGCAAGAAGAGGGGCCUCAGCAGAGCAGCUCCCAAAGGGGAACUGUCUGGGCUCUUUGCAAGUUGUGCAUUUUCUCAGAUUAUGAAUGACCUGGGGUAUUUUUUUGGCAGGUCUCAUUCCCCCAGGUCCGUUUGCCGUGUUCCCAUCCGCGAUAUCCCGUCCUGCCCUCGCCAUUGUCCGUCAGCCUCUGUUCCUCCCGUCUCCUUUUUUCUUUUUCUUUUUCUGUUUUGUUUUUUUUUUGUUUUUUUUUUUUUUUUUUAAUGGUGCAGACAUAAUGCUGUGAACUGAAAUAAAUUAUUUAUACAAUGAAAGGGCCUGAUAAAAAAAAAAACAAAAAACAAAAACAACCAAA